AUGUAUAUUAAACUAUUUUUGGUUGUGAUAUUAUUUGAAUAUUCUUCCUGUUGGAAUUAUAAUCCUUAUUGUUUAAUUAAUGAAUGCAAAGAGGAAAGUUCUAAAACCGAUACACCAAAGAGCAAGCCGACUAUCCUUUCUAGGCUUAAUCCUUACUGUUUAAUUUACGAAUGUAGUGAUAGUGACAAUACACUCAGUACAGAAGAAAAUAAAGAGUCAGAUUCUUGGGAUCCUUCUUGUUGGUAUAAAGAUUGCCCAAAAAAUCCGGGGGUAUAUGAGCUACCGAAAUUUUGGACCCGCAAUUAUUGGAAUAAUGAAGAAGAUACCAGAACGUGGGAUGAAAAAGUUGCAUGCAUAUUUAAAAAAUGUCCAGGUGUUGUUAAAGAGCCAGAGGUUGAAACAGAGAAAAAAUCAUAUAUCCGUGGAAUGUUUAAUUCGGUAAAAAGUUAUCUAAAUGCAGCGAAACCUCAGGAGAUAAUUAUCAAUGACAUAUUUACUUCCGAGUUAAAUCCCUAUUGUUGGGUUACUGAAUGUUGUAAUGAAGAUACCCUCCCAGGGAACAUAGAAAAAUUAUCAGAUUUGAUACAUAAACGUCUUUAUGGUCAACAUUUAGUCAGCACUUUGGUGGAUGCCAUAGGCUCCCAUUGGAAUAGUAAACACCCUCCCAGAAAGGCAUUGGUAUUGAGCUUUCAUGGACCUGUUGGGACAGGCAAGAAUUACGUUAGUGGAAUGAUUGCUGAUAGUCUCUUCAAACUUGGUGUCAAAAGUAAAUAUGUUCAUCAUUUUUCAGGAAGGCUUCAUUUCACAAUAGAGGGCAAUUCUGAUUCAUAUAAAGAAAACUUGUACAGUUGGUUGAAAGGCAACGUGACAUCUUGCAGUAAGCAACUAUUUAUUUUCGACGAAGCCGAUCACAUGCCUGAUAAAGUUUUGAACUCCAUCUUGCCCAUGCUCGACUACAGGGAGAAAGUGGACGGGGCCGAUUAUCGAAACGCAAUUUUCAUUUUCCUUUCAAACGCUGGAAGCGAACUAAUUUUGGAAAAAUUGGAUCAUCUGUAUCAGAAUAACAAGACGAGGGAAGAAGUGGAAGUAGCUGAUUUCGAACGGGAAAUUGUUAUGGGAAUUUUUAAUCAAAAAGGUGGUUUUUAUCACUCUGAUACCAUAAGUCAUAACUUAAUAGAUCAUUAUAUCCCAUUCCUACCCAUGGAACACCAACAUAUCCUAGAAUGUGUUAUGGAUCAGUUCAAGGAAAGACAUGUCGAUGAGCCUUCCGAAGAACACAUUCUUGAAGUAUUAAAUACGAUCUCUUGGGGAGAGGCCACUAAAUUGAAAUAUGCGAAAAGUGGAUGCAAAACUGUUGGAUCGAGAGUGUCAUUCAUAUGUGAAAAAUAUUAUAAAACUGUCUCUGAAACGAAGGAAAAGAGCGACCUAUGA
Messenger RNA from Psylliodes chrysocephalus, 1431 nucleotides. Lineage: Eukaryota; Metazoa; Arthropoda; Insecta; Coleoptera; Chrysomelidae. The record is from the annotation of a GenBank genome assembly.